AUGCUGGAAUUGCGGACGAGUAGCUCGUCCGUGUAUUCGGUAUGCCGUGGAUCUUCUCGCUCGAAGCACAUCUCCGCUAAACCCGAAGGGGGGACACUGUCGCCGCCGUGUUCUCGCCCCGCGUGGGGUUUCAAGUCGACUCACUGGAGAAUUCUGAACAAGUCAUCGUGCUCCGCCGUGACUGCGGUCUUGCCGGACUGUGGCGAUGGUGCUACCUGGCUGGCGGCGCCGGCGAGUCGCUGCAGAGUAGAUUCCGAAGGUUUUGAAGAGCGGGAGGGAGAAGCCGAUGUGCCGGUGAAGACGAGGGAAUAUCAGUCUCUGAACUUCUCUGGCGUGAAGAUUCACUUCCUGGAGGAGAGGGAGGAGGGGAUCCUUUCUAGGAGAAUGCUGAAGCUCAGCAGGAACAACAAGGUACGGAGCGCCCUCGAACUGUUCGCGUCAAUGUCCAUUUCAGGUAUCAGACCGGAUAGCCAUGCCUGCAACUCUCUGGUUGCUUGCCUCAUUCGGAAUGAAUAUCUAGACGACGCUCUAGCGGUCUUUGCAAUCAUGAGGAAAGAGAGCAUGGCCACGGGCCAUACCUUCAGCCUGAUCUUCAAAGCGUUAGCUGAGGCAAGGGGUUGCGGCCCUGCCAUUGAGAUGUUCGUGGAGAUGGAGUCGGAGGGAAGAACAGUGGAGGGGAGAUUUGAUGUAAUAGUCUACAACACGAUGAUUUCGAUUUGCGGACGGUCGAAGAACUGGCUUGAGGUGGAGCGGAUGUGGAGGAGACUGAGAGAGAGCGACUGCAUCGGGACGAUGCUGACCUAUCGUCUUCUCAUCAGCACCUUCGUGCAGUGCGGCCAGGCAGAACUUGCUCUCUCCGCCUACAACGAGAUGAUCCAGAAUGGCCUGGAACCAGAUGAGGAUAUCAUGAAAGGUAUAAUCUCCGUCUGCACAAAAGAAGGAAAAUGGGAAUCGGGUCUCACUGUGUUCCAUCGAAUGCUGGACAGGGGCAUCCAGCCGAACGCCAUUGCAUUCAAUUCGAUGAUCAAUUGCCUAGGGAAGGCAGGAGAGUCUGACCACGCAUUCAGGAUCUUCGAGCUCAUGAGAUCCUCCGGCCUCUCUCCCGAUGUAUACACCUGGAGUGCAUUGCUCAAUUCUCUGUACAGUUCCAGAAGAUAUGCGGAUGCACUUAGACUGUUUGAGUUCAUCAUGAAAGGGAGAUCAGAAUUGAAUGUCCACCUUUAUAAUGUGGCUCUGAUGUCGUGCCAGAGGCUUCGUCUAUGGGACCGUUCCUUGCAGAUCUUGUGGAACAUGGAGGAGAGUGGGAUGCCGGUGCCCACUGAAUCUUAUAAUCUGGUUAUUCUGGCCUGUGAGCGGGCAAAGCAACCAAAAGUUGCAGUCGAAGUUUAUGAGCAUAUGAUCCACAACAAGUGCGUCCCAGAUACAUUCACUUAUCUGUCUCUCAUACGAGCAUGCAUCUGGGGAUCUCUUUGGAUCGAAGUCGACGAAAUACUGAGGGUAAGUAGUUGCUACAAAUGUUCCAGUAUAAGAUUUUUUGUAUUAAACGUUCCUUUUUGCUUCCAUGAUACAUCAAAUUGUUCGUACUAAGAUACUUUCCUUAUCUUAUCUCGUUUUCUUUCCUUUUGUUCAUCCCACUUAUAGGGUUCUUUAUAGUUACAUCAAGCUUUUGUGUUCUUCUUUACAACAUCAAAAUUUUAUAAAUUUUGAUUUCAUAUGAUUAAAUCAAACGUUUAUGGGAAUCUUUAUGGGAAUAUUUACAUCUGACUUUUGUGGAUUAUUUAGUGCGAUUCUUUGCAAUCAGAUCUGAAUUUUAUGUGAUUCUUUAUAAUUCCAUAAAGAGCUUUGUGACAAUUUAUUUACUCCAAAACCUUUGGGAUUAUUUAUGGUUUCAUAAAACUCUAUGAGAUAUUUUAUAGUCACAUCAGAAUUUUAUUCGAUUCCUGACAACUACAUCAAUAUCCAAUUACGUCAUAAUUCCAUGGGAUUCUUCAUAAUUGCAUCAAAAGCUUGUGCGCUUCUUGAUAGUUGCACAAAAAAAUUAUGAGAUCCUUUAUCAUUUACGUCAUAAUUUUAUGCUCUUCUUUAUCAGUAUAUCAAACUUAUUUUGGAUUAUUUACAAUUUCAUCAAACUUCUAUGGGAUCCGUCACAAUUUCAUCGGAGUUUCACGCAAUUCGUUAUAACCAAAUCGAAAUCUUAUGGGACUCUUCACAGUUACAUCAAUCAGACACAGAAUAUGCAAUGAUGAUCGAUCCAACCUGUAUUAACUUUUAUAUUUUCUUUCAAGGCUCAAUCUCCUCCAAUCGAUGCAGUCCAUUUCCCCAAGUUUUAUGUAAAAUUGUCCAGAACAAUCCCCCCUGUUCUCUCAUCCUCUCACUUCAUCCUCCAUUUGCUGCAGCGGGUUAAGCCAGGUGCUUCUCUCUACAAUACGAUCAUCCAAGGGUUUUUCUUGAGAGGGAAGAUUAAAUCGGCAAAGAAGCUGUACGACAAGAUGCGAGCCAACGGGUUUGAGCCCGACGGUAAAACCAGGGCGUUGAUGCUCCAGCACCUCAGAGAAGAUAGAACCUGA
This is a messenger RNA of Spirodela intermedia, 2567 nucleotides long. NCBI's taxonomy places the organism in Eukaryota, Viridiplantae, Streptophyta, Magnoliopsida, Alismatales, Araceae. The record is from the annotation of a GenBank genome assembly.